AGCGGCCCCGCAGUCCCCAGGGCCGGAAGUGCCCCACGUCACUAUGACUACGGGCUAGCGCGCUCCACUUCCGAAUGGGCCAGCAGCGUUCUGUUCCCUUGGCAAAGCCAUUGUCCCUGAGGCCGAACCUGGACAGCCUAAAGGAAAGCCAUACCUCGCAGAGCGUCUUGCUCCCGCAAGGCGCCUGAGGUCUCCCAAAGCCUGGAGUCUGACGCCGCCCGAGGAAGCUGAGGGAGCCGGGAAGGCUAGUUCCGGGGCGUGGCUUCUCAGCCCUGGCCAGGUACGCACCGGAACGGUAGCUUCGCAGGCGCCUUCACCUAGCUUUUCGGGUUACAACAUCAGUGACGGAGCACCGCCUACCAGAAGGAAGCUGGGAGAAGUUCGGAUAGCUAGUGACUAGAAGGAUGUGGCGUCGGGAUUAACGACGGUACCGCGAAACCGCAGAAAAGGAAGAAGGGAUUUGUAUUUGAGAGUGGGGUCAAAGUUUGGUUCUCUAAUUCAAGGCCAUGUGGAGCUUCACGGAACAGUUCAGGAGUUUGAGAGGAAGAAGAUGCGAGCCAGCCCCAUCCGCAUCCCAACUGUCAGCAAUGACAGUGACUGGGACUCAUGCUUCCAUCUGUCACAGCAAACCAACAUCCCAGCACACCAGCAAAUAGAUGACUUGUAUCACACUGGGGGUUCUGGAGAGAGUGAAGAAGAUGCUACAUCCAAGGAGGAGGAGGAGAAGAUCAUAGACCGCAUGUCUCUUCCCAAAGACAAAUUAGCCCAGUCCCAGAAGAAAACAGCUGUGCUGAUUAAGGAAAAAAUGAAUACCCAAGCAAACCAGGAGCUGAUUCGCUGUGUCAUCCUUUCUCGCAUUAUUUUUGGAGAAGAGCAUUGGAAAUGUGCCCAGGCUUUGGCCAACCUGGCUUAUGGCUACCUGACACUGAGAGGCCUCCCAGCUCAGGCCAAGAAACAUGCUGAGUCAGCCAGGAGCACGCUGCUAACCUGGAAGGUAAACACGACCUCAAACAAGGAGAAAAAGGAAAUCGUGGAAACGCUGAUCGUGCUCUACUACACUCUGGGAGUGGCCUGGCUCCUGCAGAACCAUGGUAGAGAGGCCUAUUUCAGCCUGCAGAAGGCGGAGAGAAGCAUGAAGGAGCUGAAAGAAUUAGAUAAGGGAGGCAUUUGUGGAUUACAAGUUUCAGAGAAAGACCUAACUGUUGCUUUGGGCAGAGCCUCCUUGGCCAUCCAGAGGUUGAACCUAGCCCUGGCAUACUUUGAAAAGGCAACUGAUAACAUCAUUGCUGCCAAGGGUGAAAAGACAUCCGAUCUGAUUAGUCUGUACCAGGAAAUUGCUCAGAUUGAGCAGCUGAGGAGGAACCACCAGCAGGCCAUCCAGUACUUGCAGCAGGCCUAUUCUAUCUGUGUGUCUGUUUUCACUGAAGUCAGCCCGAGAACCGCGGAGGCAAGCGCAUUACUAGCCAAAGCGUAUGCCAUGUCUGGAGAGGCCCAGCACAGGGAUGCUGUUGAGCUAUAUUUUAUAAAAAGUAUCACUGCAUACCAAGCAACAUUAGGCUCAGAGAAUUCUGAAACACUAACAACCAUUGAGGAAUUUUGCCAAUGGCUUGUCCAAAAUGGGGAAAAACAGGAGGCUUACAAACUCCUAAAGGCUACAGUGAAGUCCCAGGCCAUCAGCCGUGGUGAUUGCAGUGAAGAAGUGGCUCAAACUUUUUAUAAUAUGGGCAGGAUCUGCUUUGCCAAAGGAGAGCUCAGAAAGGCAAUUCAGCUGCUAAAGAAGGUGAAUGCUGGCUGGUUUGCUACAUUUGUCUCCUGCGCUUGUAAACAGAAUUGUCUGAUGAUUCAAGUCUUUGUAUAUGGAAGUGAACACAUUAAAAGCAGAGAGACAAAACAGCUCAUCACCCUGCUGCAAAGGUAAUUUCUGAACUUGGGCAUCAACCAGGUCAUCAAUGUGGACGUGUGGAUAUUAUGGCUUCUCCUAGAUUCCUCCAGUUAGGGGUGAUUCACCUCUGUCAUUCUUGCUAGUAAGGCAGAAUGCCUAUCUGUACUAUUGAUCUGAUCAAAUCCCAUACUGGGUAUAACUACAGGUAGCCCCUGACUUACGAGGGGGUUCCUUUCCAGCAACUCCAUCAUAAGUCAGUUCUGAUGUAAGUUGAAUACCUCGUUUUUAUUUUUUUUUAGUUUUCGUUAUUACU
Messenger RNA from Trichechus manatus latirostris (Florida manatee), 2195 nucleotides. RefSeq names its product tetratricopeptide repeat domain 23 like (gene TTC23L). The record is from RefSeq and is a predicted model, not a curated record. Gene Ontology annotation, molecular function: protein binding. Lineage: Eukaryota; Metazoa; Chordata; Mammalia; Sirenia; Trichechidae. The transcript has 11 exons. The coding region runs from base 551 to 1918 and encodes 455 amino acids.